Messenger RNA from Anoplopoma fimbria (sablefish), 1274 nucleotides. RefSeq names its product UDP-glucuronosyltransferase 2A2-like. The coding region runs from base 92 to 1267 and encodes 391 amino acids. Gene Ontology annotation, molecular function: UDP-glycosyltransferase activity. The transcript has 4 exons. The record is from RefSeq and is a predicted model, not a curated record. NCBI's taxonomy places the organism in Eukaryota, Metazoa, Chordata, Actinopteri, Perciformes, Anoplopomatidae.
GACUUUGGAGUUGUUUGUUGUCGGAGCAGAUUCAGUCUCAGAGACAGAAACACCAGAAACACCAGAAUCAUUUAUUCAGCUGGGCCUCGUGAUGCAGGUUCUCCUCCCUCUCCUCCUGGUCCUCCUCUCUCCUGACUCUCAGGCUGAUGGCGGCCAUGUCCUGGUUUUUCCGGGCGAGUACAGCCACUGGUUGAACAUGCGGAGCCUGGUGGAGGAGCUGGUGAGGAGGAACCACUCCGUCACCGUGCUGGUUUCAGCAGCAGAGACGCAGACAGGUUCAGCUUCCUGGUGUUCCAGGGCGGAGCUUAAAGCCAUCCCUGAAGAAUUAAUCCACUUCAUCAUGUACGAGUCUCACGUCUCGUCUCUGCUGCAGAAGUUCAUGAAGAUUCGUGACGUCAUGGGGCGGAUGAUGGACUUCGGGAUGCGUCAGUGUGACGCUAUGUUGAAGAACGAGCAGCUGAUGGCUACCCUGCGGGACGCCGCGUUCGAUGCCGUCCUCCUGGACCCGGUGACCAUGUGCGGCGAACUGGUGGCCGACGUGCUCGGCCUGCCGCUGAUCAUCUCGCUGCGCUUCACAUUUGGCGGCGUCAUGGAGCGACACUGCGGUCACGCGCCGCCGUCGUAUGUCCCCGUGCCUCCGCUGGCGUACAGCGACCGCAUGACGUUUGUGGAGAGGCUGGUCAACACGGUGACGUACGUCUGGAUAUCAGCGCUCACCGAGCUGUUCUGGGUUCCGAAGCUUGAUAAGUACUACAGUGAGGUCAAAGGUCACCCGAAGACCAGAGCGUUCGUGACUCAUGGCGGCACCAACGGUCUGUACGAGGCCGUGUUUCACGCCGUGCCAAUGGUCGGAAUCCCGAUCUUCGGCGAUCAGCACGAUAACCUUGCCCGUCUGAGCCGCCGUGGCGCCGCCGUCGUCCUCGACUUCAACUACCUGACAACCGAUGAGCUGACGGAGGCGCUGCAUGCCAUCAUCACCGAGCCGAGCUACAAGUCCAGUGUGCAGCGUCUGUCGGCGCUUCACCACGACCGGCCGGUGUCGGCGCUGAACAACGCCGCCUUCUGGGUGGAGUUCGUGAUGCGACAUGGUGGAGCGCGACACCUGCGUCUGGCGUCACAUGACCUGAACUUGUUCCAGUAUUACAGCGUGGACACCGGCGCCGCCCUGCUGGUCACUAUGACGGCGGCCGCCGCCCUCUGCUGGAGCGUCGCGCGGUACUUCCUGCGACGCUGCUGCAGACGACGAGGAAGAGAAAAGGCCGACUGAGGAGUUU